Messenger RNA from Helicoverpa armigera (cotton bollworm), 2245 nucleotides. RefSeq lists its product as uncharacterized. The record is from RefSeq and is a predicted model, not a curated record. NCBI's taxonomy places the organism in Eukaryota, Metazoa, Arthropoda, Insecta, Lepidoptera, Noctuidae. The coding region runs from base 79 to 2214 and encodes 711 amino acids. Gene Ontology annotation, cellular component: RZZ complex. The transcript is spliced from 14 exons. Gene Ontology annotation, biological process: mitotic spindle assembly checkpoint signaling; protein localization to kinetochore.
AAAUUGAAGAACGAACACAACGGAUUCUAAUUUUGUUUUUAUCAUUUAGUUUUAUUUAUUGUAACUAUUAAAGUAAUCAUGGAGAAUUUAAUAAAGCCCCUGACAGAUAGUUAUUCGAAAUAUUACAUUCAAAAACAAAAGAGUCCCAGUUACAUAGAAAUGUAUACAAAAGUUAGCAACGAUGUUAUUCUCGUUUGUAAUAAGACCAAACAAACAUCGUAUAUCACGGAAACUUCGGAUAAUAACAAAAGAAAUGAGGCUGAGGAGCUAGAGUUAACAGGAUCUCCACUCAAACUAGACUUAAGUCUUACAAUACUGGAUGACACCAUGAUUUCUGAUGAACCUCAGUUGUGGAGCAAGGAAGAGGCUUUCCAUGGUCCUAUUGCUCUGGAUGUGGCGAGAGAAAUAGCAACUCUCUACAACAAGCACAGAAACCAGUUAUCAACCGAAGAAGCAGUACCACUAUGGAUACUAACAAACCCAUCAGAAGAUAGCAAGCCUUUACUUCUCACUAUACAAUCUGAUAGCGAACACUUUGCUAGAGGUUUAGUCACUUAUGAGGGCAGUAUGAACCAGGAUGAUGUAGAUUUGAACCUUCUUGUUGACGGUUAUGCUAAGCAAGAAGGAUUGAGUGCGGAUUUGAUAUCCACCACAGUUGAUUGCAAGUAUCUGAUCGCUGGCAUAUCAUACGGCUCCCACAAUACUGAUGAGUUAGUCAAUGCUCCACAUGGAGGUGUCACAGAGUUGUGCUGUCAGUGGGCGGGGAAGACACUCCAUACACCGUUUAUAAGCUGUAAAGUUAAUUUUGAACAAGAAAUAAUAGUAGGUCAUCUAGCAAGUCCAUGUAAUGCUCUUUGGAGGUCUGUGUGUGCGUUACACAAUAUGAACCAAAUGCUAGUAGACAUGACUGCUGCGGGAUUCGCUUCUGUUAAUCUGGAAACUGCAACUAUUAGAAACAACAUCCCCGGCGCAAAACGUCCGAACAACAGCAAACGCGUUAACGAGCUACUAAACGAAACUGAAACAUACGCUUAUACCGCGGAAGUACCUGCGGGCGGCUGUAUAUGUAUCACUGAAGAUACUACUACUUUAGGACAAUGUUUACAUAGCAUGAACACUAUCGGAUCUAGUAACGAUUUCACUUAUAAACUCUGGGAUAUAUUGAGAGAUUGUGAAACAGCAGAAGAACUGAUCACCUUAUUAAUUCAAGCCCUGAAAUUCAUAUCGUCGGGAAAAAUACGUCCAUUUAUCGACGCAAACAACAAAUCCUACUUAUCAAAGUUAGUCCUAAAACUGUCCCGAGGCCACUCUCAAGCUUCAAAAGUACUGAAGAACUUACGAUCCAGUCCGCCUCAAGCAUUAUCCCUGGUCGCUCAAGUGGGGACGGAGAAGACUAUGUGGGAGUACACCCGGGUUAUGUCACUGUUGGAACAUUCCUUCUUUAUUGCUGGGAUCUGGAAUAGUGAUGCCAGAACCCACGAAUCAAUAGAACAAAUAAACCAGACCAUACAAGACAUGACUAUGAGCGGCGGAGACUUCCAGCUCAAUCCCUUCGAAAGUCUAACAUCAGCUGAACACUCCAUACGUUUAGACUGCGAGUCGUUCUACGAAGACGAUCCCAAUGAAUUGACUGUUGAUGACUUCGCGUCAUUGAAGAAACAUGGCUUAGUUGCUGAGAAGAAAGACGUUAAUGAGGUGCCGCUGAUAACAGAUGAAAUUGACAUCAGUCCGUGGAAGAAUUUGCUGAUGAAGUUCGCACAAGUCCAUGUCUGUUUAGAACACCUUCAUCGCGCUGAAAGCUGUUUGAGAGCUGAUUUUGCCAGCCUAAAACCCUGCGCAUCUCGACUGCUAGAGCACUACGUAUCAGAGAAGUCGCCAAUCCGAACAGUGGGACAGCUAGUUAGCGACCCUGUACAGAAGAUUAGUAUGCCCAUCGCCAAUAAUAUCGUGCAGGAUCAUUUGAAAAAACCAGCAUUCUGGUAUCGUGUGGAAAUGACGAGAAAAGACAAUGCAGCCAACAAGGGCGUUCAAAGAGAUUCCAAGAUGGUGUACGUUUUCUCACAGCAACCUGUGUUCCCGCCCGCUGUGUGGCAGAAUUUGGAACCUCCAACGGAAGAAGUAGCAGAAGUAACAACUCUAGGCGAAGAAUUAAAGUAUCACAUCACAAAAUAUGUAUUUGUUAGCAACAGGCUUCUUAAUAAACUGCCUAUUUAAUGUACUAUUAUCUUGUAAGUUAUGUGCCUUA